AUUCAACUCACUAGCUAAUUAAGAACAUACAUACACAAAUUAAGGAUAGAUUUAAACAUUAAGAUGAGGUUCUUCCUUGUAGCUUCUAUGGUUGUGUUAUGUUUCAUUGGGAUUAGUGAAGGAGGUAGCUUAAGGAAGAAUUUCUAUAGAACUUCAUGUCCUCAAGCUGAGCAGAUUGUUAAGAACAUAACCCAACAACAUGUCUCUUCAAGACCUGAGCUCCCAGCCAAGUUGCUAAGAUUGCAUUUUCAUGAUUGUUUUGUUAGGGGGUGUGAUGGUUCUGUUUUGUUGGAGUCUACCGCAAGUAACACCGCAGAGAAGGAUGCAAUUCCUAAUUUAUCCUUAGCAGGCUUUGAUGUGAUCAAGAACAUAAAAGAUGUUGUGGAAGCAAAAUGUCCUGGAACUGUUUCAUGUGCUGAUAUACUUGCAUUGGCUGCUAGAGAUGCUGUUUCUGUUCAAUUUAAUAAUGAACCAAAGUGGGAAGUGCUUACUGGUAGAAGAGAUGGUACUGUGUCCAAAAGCAGUGAAGCACUCAUCAAUAUCCCAUCACCUUUUCAAAACAUCACCCAACUCAAGCAAAUAUUUGCUAGUAAAAACCUUACUCUUCAUGAUUUGGUUGUUUUAUCAGGAGCACACACUAUUGGAGUAGGACAUUGCAAUUUGUUUAGCAGAAGACUUUUCAAUUUCACUGGAAAAGGUGAUCAAGAUCCAUCUUUGAAUCCCACUUAUGCUAAUUUCUUGAAGACCAAAUGUCAAGGCCUAAGUGACAGAACCACAACAGUAGAAAUGGAUCCAAAUAGUUCAACAAAAUUUGAUGGACAUUAUUAUCCUAUCCUUCUACAGAAUAAAGGUCUCUUCACAUCAGAUGCUACUCUUCUAACAACUAAGCAAUCAAGAAACAUUGUUAAUGAAUUGGUUUCACAAAACAAAUUCUUCACUGAAUUUGCACAGUCAAUGCAGAGGAUGGGAGCUAUUGAGGUUCUGUCAGGUUCAAAUGGGGAAAUUAGGAGGACGUGCUCUGUUGUUAAUUAAUUAAUUUUUCAGUUUUGUUGUUGUAAUUUAGUUAUAAGUUCUUUUGUCACCAAUUGAUGUGGUUUGUCAAGUUUGCCAAUAUGCCAUCAAUAAGUCGCAAAUCUGCUUUGUGAGAUUUUUCUGUAUUCAAAAUUAAAGUAAUAAAUCAUGGUCUUAUUUUAUGA
Trifolium pratense (red clover) is the source of this 1196-nucleotide messenger RNA. RefSeq names its product peroxidase 3-like. Lineage: Eukaryota; Viridiplantae; Streptophyta; Magnoliopsida; Fabales; Fabaceae. Gene Ontology annotation, biological process: response to oxidative stress; hydrogen peroxide catabolic process. The transcript has 5 exons. Gene Ontology annotation, molecular function: heme binding; peroxidase activity. Gene Ontology annotation, cellular component: plasmodesma; plant-type cell wall. The record is from RefSeq and is a predicted model, not a curated record. Bases 64 to 1032 code for a protein of 322 amino acids.